Messenger RNA from Trypanosoma theileri, 570 nucleotides. RefSeq lists its product as uncharacterized. Bases 1 to 570 code for a protein of 189 amino acids. The record is from RefSeq and is a predicted model, not a curated record. NCBI's taxonomy places the organism in Eukaryota, Euglenozoa, Kinetoplastea, Trypanosomatida, Trypanosomatidae. The transcript has a single exon.
AUGGACGCAGUUUUACCAACUGAAACGGAUAAAAUUGCUAUUGAUAGGCUUCUCACAUGCGGUCUUCCACGAACAUUAGCCAGACACGCUAUUAUCGUUUUACAUUGUUUUAGAACCUUUAGUAAAGAGGAUGUUCCUAUAGAUGUUCUUGUCGGUGGAUGUGUAUUAUAUUCGCUUAAGCAGCGUCAGUGUCCAAGUGCUACUAAAGUUAUUAAAAAAUGUUUGGAACGGGUUAAAGAAAGUGAUAUUGUUGGUUUUGAACUUUUAUUGGUUCAAAUUGUCCGAGAAAAUAUAUUGUUAGUUGAAGCAUGCUUACGUUGCGUAUUUCAAGAAAUAUUGUUAAUAAAUCCUUCUCUUGGGUUUAACCGUGAAAGAACGAUACAGAUUUGUUUGCAUCUCAUAUGUAAUCUAUACGAAACAAGAUGGUGUCUUUUCCCUGAAAGUGCGGCGAGAGGGGCUCUUAUUGUGGCGUGUGAGAAAUGUAAAGCAGGUCCUUUGAAAUUAUCCAAAUCUUUUGAGGAGCCAAUGGUUACACGGAUUGCGGAUUAUCUCCGAAAAACAUUUGUAUAA